AUGGCCGUCCUCCCGCUGCUCCUCUGCCUGCUACCGCUGGCCCCCGCCUCAUCUCCACCCCAGCCAGCCUCACCCAGCCCGUGUCCCCGGCGCUGCCGCUGCCAGACACAAUCCCUGCCCCUAAGCGUGCUGUGCCCGGGGGCAGGCCUCCUGUUCGUGCCACCCUCACUGGACCGUCGGGCGGCGGAGUUGCGCCUGGCCGACAACUUCAUCGCGACCGUGCGGCGCCGGGACCUGGCCAACAUGACUGGCCUGCUACACCUGAGCUUGUCCCGCAACACCAUCCGCCACGUGGCCGCCGGCGCCUUUGCAGACCUGCGCGCCCUGCGCGCGCUGCACCUGGACGGCAACCGGCUGACCUCGCUGGGCGAGGGGCAGCUGCGCGGCCUGGUCAACCUGCGCCACCUCAUUCUGAGCAACAACCAGCUGGCGGCCCUGGCGGCCGGGGCCCUGGACGACUGCGCCGAGACGCUGGAGGACCUCGACCUCUCCUACAACAACCUGGAGCAGCUGCCCUGGGAGGCGCUGGGCCGCCUGGGCAACGUCAACACGCUGGGCCUCGAUCACAACCUGCUGGCUUCCGUACCCGCCGGCGCCUUUUCCCGCCUGCACAAGCUGGCACGGCUGGACAUGACCUCCAACCGCCUGACCACCAUCCCGCCGGACCCGCUCUUCUCCCGCCUGCCGCUGCUAGCCCGGCCCCGCGGCUCGCCUGCUUCCGCCUUGGUGCUGGCCUUCGGCGGCAACCCCCUGCACUGCAACUGCGAGCUGGUGUGGCUGCGGCGGCUGGCGCGGGAGGACGACCUGGAGGCCUGCGCCUCCCCGCCGGCCCUGGGUGGCCGCUACUUCUGGGCAGUGGGCGAGGAGGAGUUUGUAUGCGAGCCCCCUGUGGUGACCCACCGCUCGCCGCCCCUGGCCGUGCCUGCCGGUCGGCCGGCCGCCCUGCGCUGCCGGGCGGUGGGGGACCCCGAGCCCCGCGUGCGGUGGGUGUCACCUCAGGGCCGGCUGCUGGGCAACUCCAGCCGAGCGCGCGCCUUCCCCAACGGGACGCUGGAGCUGCUGGUCACCGAGCCGGGAGAUGGCGGCAUCUUCACGUGCAUCGCGGCCAAUGCAGCUGGUGAGGCCACAGCUGCUGUUGAGCUGACUGUGGGUCCCCCGCCACCCCCUCAGCUAGCCAACAGCACCAGCUGUGAUCCCCCGCGGGACGGGGAGCCUGAUGCCCUCACCCCGCCCUCUGCCGCCUCUGCCUCUGCCUCUGCCAAGGCGGCUGAGGCCGGGCCCCCUACUGACCAUGGCGUCCAGGUGACGGAGCAUGGCGCCACAGCGGCUCUCGUCCAGUGGCCAGAUCAGCGGCCUAUCCCGGGCAUCCGCAUGUACCAGAUCCAGUACAACAGCUCAGCCGACGACAUCCUCGUUUACAGGAUGAUCCCGGCCGAGAGCAGCUCCUUCCUGUUAACGGACCUGGCGUCAGGCCGCACCUACGAUCUGUGCGUGCUGGCCGUGUACGAGGACGGCGCCACGGGGCUGACCGCCACACGGCCGGUGGGCUGCAACCGCUUCUCCACCGAGCCGGCGCUGCGGCCCUGCGGGGCCCCGCACGCGCCCUUCCUGGGCGGCACCAUGAUCAUCGCGCUGGGGGGUGUCAUCGUGGCCUCCGUGCUGGUCUUCAUCUUCGUGCUGCUCAUGCGCUACAAGGUGCACGGCGGCCAGCCCCCCGGCAAGACCAAGGCUUCCGCGCCUGUCAGCAGCGUGUGCUCCCAGACCAAUGGCGCCCUGGGCCCCACGCCGGCCCCGCCGGCCCCUGAGCCCACCGCACCGAGGGCCCACACCGUGGUCCAGCUGGACUGUGAGCCCUGGGGGCCCAGCCACGAACCCACGAGACCCUAG
Molecule: messenger RNA, 1887 nt
Organism: Rangifer tarandus platyrhynchus (Svalbard reindeer)
Lineage: Eukaryota; Metazoa; Chordata; Mammalia; Artiodactyla; Cervidae
Source: the annotation of a GenBank genome assembly